This is a messenger RNA of Myotis lucifugus (little brown bat), 1437 nucleotides long. Its product is annotated as SH3KBP1-binding protein 1. The record is from RefSeq and is a predicted model, not a curated record. The transcript is spliced from 12 exons. Gene Ontology annotation, molecular function: protein binding. Gene Ontology annotation, biological process: protein homooligomerization. Lineage: Eukaryota; Metazoa; Chordata; Mammalia; Chiroptera; Vespertilionidae. Bases 41 to 1279 code for a protein of 412 amino acids.
CCCGGAAGUAGGUGCUUGGGCGGCCGGCUCGCCCGGGGCCAUGGCAGCCGCCGCGCCUGCAGCGGAGGGGUUCCCAGGCCGGGGUCCUCCGGGGGAGGUGAUUCAUCUGAACGUGGGAGGCAAGAGAUUUAGUACCUCCCGUCAGACUCUCACCUGGAUCCCAGACUCCUUCUUCUCCAGUCUCCUGAGCGGACGCAUCUCGACUUUGAAAGAUGAGACCGGAGCCAUCUUCAUCGACAGGGACCCCACCGUUUUCGCCCCCAUCCUCAACUUCCUGCGCACCAAAGAGUUGGACCCCAGGGGUGUCCAUGGUUCCAGCCUCCUCCACGAAGCCCAGUUCUAUGGGCUCACUCCUCUGGUUCGCCGCCUGCAGCUGCGGGAAGAAUUGGAUCGAUCUUCUUGUGGAAACGUUCUCUUCAAUGGUUACCUGCCUCCACCAGUGUUCCCAAUGAAGCGACGGAACCGGCACAGCCUGGUGGGGCCCCAGCAGGCAGGGGGACGGCCAGCGCCUGUUCGAAGGAGCAACACCAUGCCCCCCAACCUGGGCAACGCGGGGUUGCUGGGCCGAAUGCUAGAUGAGAAAGCCCCUCCCUCCCCAUCCGGGCUGCCGGAGGAGCCAGGGAUGGUGCGCCUAGUAUGUGGACACCACAACUGGAUCGCUGUGGCCUAUACGCAGUUUCUUGUCUGCUACAGGCUGAAGGAAGCCUCUGGCUGGCAGCUGGUGUUUUCCAGUCCCCGCCUGGACUGGCCCAUCGAGCGACUGGCACUCACAGCCAGGGUACUUGGUGGGGCUUUGGGUGAGCACGACAAGAUGGUGGCAGCGGCCACGGGCAGCGAGAUCCUUCUAUGGGCUCUGCAGGCAGAAGGCGGUGGAUCUGAGAUAGGAGUCUUCCAUCUGGGGGUUCCUGUGGAGGCCUUAUUCUUUGUAGGGAACCAGCUCAUCGCUACAAGCCACACGGGGCGCAUUGGGGUGUGGAAUGCCGUCACCAAGCACUGGCAGGUCCAGGAGGUGCAGCCUAUCACCAGCUACGACGCGGCAGGCUCUUUCCUCCUCCUGGGCUGCAGCAAUGGCUCCAUCUACUACGUGGAUGUGCAGAAGUUCCCCCUGCGCAUGAAGGACAAUGACCUCCUUGUGAGCGAGCUCUACCGGGACCCAGCAGAAGAUGGGGUGACAGCCCUCAGCGUCUACCUCACCCCCAAGACCAGUAAGCUAUUACCUGACUCCCCCCGCCACCAGCAGCCACCCCCGUCUGCAGCUGUCUCCCCACUGCUUGGGUAGUGUGACCCACUGAGACUUAACGGAAGAGGAGACAGACUUACCUGUCACUUAGUCAUUCAGCAAAUGCUCACCGAGCACCAUUGUGUAUAAGCACUGUUCUAGACAGUGGAACUGGCCGGCCUCUCCACCAGGGGCAAACCUGGCCACUAGGCGUCCAU